UGCCGUGUUAAAAUGCGUUGAAACGCCAAAUUAACUUAACAGCUGCAACGAAAGCACCCGUUAAUACAUAUUGGAAUAAAUUUGCCACAAAAGCCAAUAAAAUUUACACGUUUUUGGCACGUUUAUAUGUCCACGCGUAGUCCACAACCUACCUUUUUUGAGAAGCGUGUGCCCGAGUGUGUGUCUUCUCUCUGUAGUGUAUGUGUGUGUGUGUGUGUGUGUCUCAGUCUCGCGAAAUCGAGAGUAGAAUGAUGUCCGGGUACUAGUAGUGGCACUGUAAGCGUAAAAUUAAACAGCAAAUUGUGUAUUGUAUCGAGCGAAAAGUGAUAGAGAGAAUUGUUUCUAUCGGGUGCAAACGCAGGCGGAUUAUUAAAGCCAGCACAAAAAUGAUUUCAUCACCGCUGCAUUAUUCGACAAUGCGGCCACAGGCGCCCGCAUCGCUCGUUCCUGAUCCAAAUGAGGAUGAGUUGCGGUCUGCUCUAUGGUAUUGGGGCCGGAUAACACGUGAAGAGGCUAAAAACGUUUUAUGCGGUAAGCCUGAUGGCAGUUUUUUGGUACGUGAUGCACUUACCAAGCAGGGCGAAUACACGCUCACCUUAAUGAAGGAUGGCAACGAGAAGUUGAUCAAGAUCUGUAAUAUGGAUGGAAAGUAUGGCUUUGUCGCUAAAUAUCUGUUCAAUUCCGUUGUGGAGAUGGUCGAUUACUACAGUGCCAACUCGCUAGUUAUGUACAAUAGGUCGUUGGAUAUUACGCUAACCAAUCCUAUUGCACGACCCGUUGAGGAUUUCCAGCAACAUGGCGACUUAAAAAGGAUCUGCAAUGAAUUCAUUCAGGUGCAUAGCUUGCUGCAAAAGCAGGAGGAAAAGAUGGACCAAAAGAAGACCUCGUUCAAUGCCAUACGCGAAGAGUUGCAGGAGAAAAAAUUGGAGCAGAAUGUUUUUGGGCAUGCUGAGAAAUUGUUUCGCAAUCAAAUAAUGCUAGUUGAAACGUUUCUGAAACCGCAAUCCAAUGCCACAGAAGGCACUGGCACAGCUGCAGGCUCAGUUGGCACCGCUGCUAUUGGCGGCACCGGGAAUACAACAUGCAACAAUAUCACAAGACAACAGGAGCAGGAACAUCUACAAGAAAGUUUGAAAAGAUUGCAUGAAAAUCUCAAUGAAAUACACCAUAAAAUUGACCGUUUAAAUAAUUAUAUCGAGAGCAAAAAACAGGAGGAGCAGACGCUUGAGCGCGAGAUCAAUACGGCAAAGCCCGAACUUCAAACGCUACAAUGGAACAAGGAUAAAUAUGUUGAACGCCUGAAAAGUUUUGGUCUUAGUGAAGAAGAUCGAUUGCAUUUACUCGAGCAUGGCUAUGACAAUUGGAGGCAGCAUUAUGAGAAGAUAUCUAAUCAGCCUCAUAGCAAUGAAUCGCUUUGGCUCCUCAGCGAUUACAAUCGCAACGAUGCCGAGGAGGUGCUCUUUGGAGCACCCACGGGCACGUUCCUUAUACGGAUGCGCGCUGCCGGCAACUAUGCACUAUCAAUUGCUUGCAAGGGUAAGGUUCAGCAUUGCAUUAUCAAUAAGACCGAUAGCGGAUUUGGGUUUGCUGCGCCCUACAACAUCUAUCCAACGCUGAAGAAGCUUGUUGAGCACUAUGCGUUUAGUACGCUUGAGGAGCACAACGACACAUUGAAGACAACGCUGCGCAUUCCUGUGCUGUAUUGGCAGCAAAACAAACAGCAUUAUAUGGAGGAGCUGGCUGAUGAGUUGGAGGAGGAGCAGCGCCAAUUGGAUCAGGAACAGUUAGCCAUGGACGACAUAAUGCCGUCCCCUAUGCCUCCAAGUAGUGCGCCCAUUCCGACGCAACGGGGCCGCGAUCUGGGCCAUGGCCACUAUGAUAAUUCGACAGUUGUGGGCAGCAGCGAAGCAGAAACGACGCCACCGGCUUCUACUUCACCCUCCAAUUUCAGCCCCUCGCAGUAAAAAGCGGUUAUUGCAAACAAAAAGAUAUAUCUCUACAGCAAACCACCACUAACUAAAACUAACCUAAAACCCUCAGGCUAGCUACGUAUAUCUCUCUCUCUAUCUCUCAUAGAAACUCCCACGCUACCGAUACAUAUACAUAUAUAUACAUAUAUGUCUUAACUAUAUUAUAAAUAUUUGUGUGUGAUUGCAGUCGGCAGUUCAAAACUGCCGUUUUGAUAACUCUACAUGUGUAGCAGUAAGGAAAACAGUAACAGUAGCAGAAAAUCAGAAAAAUCAGAAGAACCAGAAGAAGAAGCAGUAACAAGUAAUUCAGUGAUCAUGUUGAUGUUGUUUAUCGUAUAUACAGUCAUAUAUAUAAAUACAUAUAUAUUUAUAUAUAUAUGCAGAAAUUAUUGAAAAAAAAAAAAGAAUUGAAAAGCUAAUGCGUUUGCACGCGCAACUCAACAGCAACAACAAAUUUUCUAAUUGGUAUAAUGUUUUUAUAUAAUAUAUAAAGUAAUGCAUUUCGCGUGAUAAAAAGAAAAAACGAGAAAUAUUUGCGGUUAGCAGUUAGCUAAGAGGCUUCAGCAGCUUCCAAAUUCAUCAGCUCUAAGACUGACUGACUGGCUCUCAUCGAAACUUACUCCCUCUACUCUAUAUAUAUAUAUACAUUUAUAUAUAUAUAAAUAUACGUAUAUAUUAAUAUAUUGGUGAAUAAUCGCACGCUGUGCGUUAUCGAAAAUUCGCCAAUACAAACAAAAGAAACUACAGAAAGAAGAUAUAAUGGAACUUGCUUCGUUUAUUGCCUUGCCUUCAAAAUGAUGUGUUUUGAGAACUCCAGUGUUUCUCCAUAACUUAUGGAUGGUUUGACUGAGAUCUAAAGCUUUCCAAUAUAAUCAAGAACUCAUGAUUUCUCAGGUUUCGGGCAAGACAUGACUAUUGAAUGCAAAAAGGUGCACUUGCUAUUACAGAUUUUUUAUUGUAUUGCCUAUCCCAAAAAGGCAAAUACAUAUACUAUAUUAUAUAUGCAGCGUUUGCUUCUCUCUUCACGUGGAGAGUCAAACAUUUUGGAACAUUUUAAAUACAUAAUUGCAAUAGUAGAGUUUUCCAUGUUCAUUCACGGAAAUACCGUGUAUCUUUCGGACUCUAAAGUCUCGUUAAUUUUCAGUUACACAUGUUAAGAGAAACCCCGAGAUUUUUCGUUUGUUUGACUUAAAGUCGUAUUGUGCCCUAAUGUGGGCCGGAUUUGAGUCGGAUUUUUGCAGUCUUAUAUGCAUGGGCGAUCUGUCCAAUCAAUUUAUACCUCUUUACCAUUACGGAUUCAAUAGUCAUGGAUAUACAUAUAAAUAAACGUAGCAAUUUUCAUGUUCAUGUAAAUAUAUAUAGUUUUGGUUUGUUUUUAGUGUGUCUGCGACACACAUAUAUAUACACACCCACACACAGAACAGUUACGUAUAAAUAUUCGUUGUUAUUGAUAAUAAUUUUGAUGUGGUAGUCCUUAAGUAAUUGGCAUAUGUUUGCACUCAAUGUGAUCAGUUGAUUGUUGCUAAAUAAUAAUUUUUUGUAAUGCAUAUAACUUAGUACUAUAAACAUUUAAAUAAUUUUAUGAACUUAAUUUAUAGACAGCUACAAAUACUUACACUACAAGAAAAACUUACAUACAUAUACAUAUAUUAUAUACAAACACACACACACACACAGACACACUCAACAACUCAAAUUGAAAAAACAAAACAAAGUGCAAUCGAAACCGUAACCUGUAACCAUCUUUUUACCUUUUGUUAUUUAUACAAAAAAUAAUUACAAAAAAGCAAAGCAAAAACCUUUAAAGCGCAAACGGAAAUGUAAAGAAACAAAAGGCAAUAAUUUGUACUCGAGCGCAGAAAAAAUCGGUUUAAAAAGACAAAAAAAAAAGUUGUUCAUUCGAAACUGCUGCAAUGUGCAAAAUAGUUUAUAAUUUUAUUAAUUGUAACACAAAAUCCAACUGUGGAAAAAAAUCACUCUUACUACGCUCUUAAUAUUUCUUGUAUACAAACAAUAGCAUGUUGGGUUUAUUUUUAGUGCCACAACAAAAAAAGGCAGGCAACGAAAAAUAUUUGAUAAAAAAGUGUAUAUAUAUGUACACAUACACACACACACACACACACACAACACAACACUCAUACACACAGAGAGAACUCUAAUUUAUUUAAAUCUAUAUGAUUUUGUGUUUGUUCUUUUUUUGCUAAUUCUAUGAGAUUUCGGCGGAUCUCGUACGUUGUAGUAUUUAUAAGUUUUAAACAUUAGUUAUUAGGAUGCGUUUCAAACAACAAAUAAACAAAUAGGCAUAAACUUGUAUUGUCAAAUAUAUAUAUAAUGAUCAUACAAACUUAUAUAUAAAUAUGUAACAAUUGGAUUAAUCAGACAGACUUUCGAACCUUACUUAAAACUUGGAGCUUAGUAAGCAAGCGGUCGGUUUCAAAAAGCUAGCUGCUUGCUUAAUAUAAAGGGUCGCUACCCAACCACCAGACCAAAUGGAAUGGGAUAACUUUUAAUUUGAAACGUAACUGUUGCAUUAACAAAUUAUUACAAAUUUAUAAUUUGCCAUUGAAAUGAUAAUUUAACAACAAUUUUCCGAUACUUAAAAAGCAAAACAUUUAUAAUUUUUUUUAAAUGAGACAAAAGUUUUAAUUAGUUUCUAAGUUUGCCUGAUUAUGCCAAAUUAUUUUUGCCAUACUUAAGUGUUAAAUAUACACAUACAUACAUACUUACACACACACAUAUGCACGCAUACACAUGCUUGUGUGUAUGUGUCAUUUAAUUGAAGCUGCAUUUUGGGCGCAGGCGCGCAGCCAAAAUAAGUGAGAAAAACGAAGAAACGAAUUGCAAAUUUGUUGUAUUUUUUUAUAUGAAUAUAUAUAUAUAGUAUAUAUGCAUUAUACAUAUAUAUGUGUGUAGAUUGUGCAUACAUUGCUAAAAGCAUGGCUAACUAUGCUAAAUGUUGUAGACUUUAAGUGAUAACAGGCGGUUAAACAAACAAAAUAAGAAACAAGGAAAACAAAAAAAAAAAAAAAUUGAAGAAAAAAAUCACAAAUACAAUUUUUUGUAGUAGUGAGUCGUGUAUAUUUGAAUGUAUUUGUGUCUACAUCAACAGCAAAAAUGUUCGUAAAUAACAAGAGAAA
This is a messenger RNA of Scaptodrosophila lebanonensis, 5107 nucleotides long. RefSeq names its product phosphatidylinositol 3-kinase regulatory subunit gamma (gene Pi3K21B). The transcript has 3 exons. NCBI's taxonomy places the organism in Eukaryota, Metazoa, Arthropoda, Insecta, Diptera, Drosophilidae. The coding region runs from base 387 to 1964 and encodes 525 amino acids. Gene Ontology annotation, biological process: phosphatidylinositol phosphate biosynthetic process; insulin receptor signaling pathway. Gene Ontology annotation, cellular component: phosphatidylinositol 3-kinase complex. The record is from RefSeq and is a predicted model, not a curated record. Gene Ontology annotation, molecular function: 1-phosphatidylinositol-3-kinase regulator activity.